AGCUGGCAUUGUUUGAUAUAUAAUUCUGAUACAAAAUGAUGAAAUUUAAAAUUACAACUGAACAAGAUAUACGCGAGGCUGCGGCUAUUGAGAGGAGGCGUCAAAAUGAGGAAGAGCGUAAAGCACGAAUCUUCAAUGCGAAGCAGAGAAUUCUUGGGCUCGACUAUCCAGCCUUGGAGAGGCAGAUUGCAGAGAAAAAUAAACAGAAACAAAUAGAUGCGGAAAAGGAGAGGCGAUACCUAGCCGAGGAGGAACGUAGAAUGGAAUUGAUUAAGUGUAAAGAGAACCAAUUAGAGGAGGAACGCAAGAAACGGGAUGCUGAAAUCAACUUCUACCGUGCCAAAUUUCAGCGUAGAGAAAACAGGCGCGAGUAUGAUUUGAACGACCCCUUCGCCUACAGGAACGCUCAGCCGGCUCGGAUUGCAGAUGAUGACCCACGUUUGGGAAUUUCCAGUGCACAAAUAUUUUCCGGGGAGGAUUUAUUGAACGAAGAGCGAAGGAAGAAUCAAAGGAACCAACAACGUGCUUGGCUUGAGCAACAAAUACAUGAAAGAAGACAAGCUGAGGAGAAUAAGCUGAAAGCCGAUAGAUUACUGCAAGAGGCCUUAGUGGCAAGGGAUCAACGAGCUAUAGAAUUGGAUUCGUCUGAGAGGAAUAAUCGCAAGAAAAUGCAGGAGGCUAUCAGGGAGUAUAAUAGAAACUUGGCAUUGCAACAGCAACAAAGGAAGGCAGUUGAGAAACAACAGGAGGAGGAAGACAACUUGGCAGAAAUCUAUAAUGUGCUGACGAGUGACAUGUUAACUGAGAAUCCUGACGUUGCAAACAGUUGUUUGGGACCUGGCAAGAAAGUAGCCUACCUCUAUCGCGGUAUGACUCCGGAGGAACUUGAGCAGUUCAGGCGGGAGCAGAAAAUUCAAGCUGAAGAAAAAGCGAAAAUGAAAGCAGAAGAAGUUGCUAAAGAUGGAAAGUGGGAUCAGUUCACAAGGAACAUAACUAGGAGCUUGAUUCUAAAGGAAUUAGAGGUGGAUAAAAGGGCCAAAGCGGAGGUUGCUGAAUUGCAUAGACAAAACUUUCUGCUGGCUACCGAACAGAAAGCCAGAAAAGAGGAGCUUGAGAAGUUUACUGCAGCUUCUGAUGAAUUCUACGCGCAGUUUAACAAGUCGACAAGAUAAGAUAAAUUCGAUGAACUUUUUCUACUUAUAUCAGUAAAUCAUACCUACGUAUAUACUUAUAUUUGUAGUCACUUCACUUUCAAGUAGUUGGGUCGGACUAUUUUGAUAUAGCGUUAUAAUUGCAAUAAA
Messenger RNA from Hermetia illucens (black soldier fly), 1301 nucleotides. RefSeq names its product RIB43A-like with coiled-coils protein 2. Lineage: Eukaryota; Metazoa; Arthropoda; Insecta; Diptera; Stratiomyidae. Bases 36 to 1172 code for a protein of 378 amino acids. The record is from RefSeq and is a predicted model, not a curated record. The transcript is spliced from 8 exons.